Panicum virgatum (switchgrass) is the source of this 577-nucleotide messenger RNA. RefSeq lists its product as uncharacterized. Lineage: Eukaryota; Viridiplantae; Streptophyta; Magnoliopsida; Poales; Poaceae. The record is from RefSeq and is a predicted model, not a curated record. Gene Ontology annotation, biological process: fatty acid beta-oxidation. The coding region runs from base 27 to 446 and encodes 139 amino acids. The transcript has 4 exons. Gene Ontology annotation, cellular component: peroxisome. Gene Ontology annotation, molecular function: acyl-CoA dehydrogenase activity.
UUUUGCAUGCUCUUUCGACUUUCCUAAUGCAUCGUAUUGUUUUUUUUCCAGGUUUUCUGUAUAUGUGCAUCUGCACCAUUCUGAAUACCUUUAAUGUGCAGAUGUUUAAAGAAAUGAGAGAAAUACAGAGCAGCAGUGGUAGCUGUGAUGACAGGCAGAAAGUUAAGUCAUCGUUGUUAUUCCCUGCUGAUACCUCAGAGUUGUUUCUGUUGUCACCUGGAUCGCCUCACCAUGAAGGUAUAUAUGUUCUAGAGGGCUCUUGGGCUUCCUACUAUUGCGGAUGCAUACUAUGCAUGACAAAUGAUGAUCAAGGUUUGUUCAUAUGCCAAUGGGUACCUGGUGGUUGGCAUUUUGAUGGCCAAAAGUGUUGGAUAGGUAACAACACUUUUGCAGAUAUGCUCAUCAUUUUAGCUAGAUAUGCAUAUACAAACCAAUUAAAUGGGUAAUCAUCUUCUCUUUCUUGCCUUUAUGUUGCCCUCUAUUGUUGGUAAAUGUCAACCUGAAGUUAUAUCUAUUGCCUAUCAAAUGUCAAUGCAAGGAUUAUCCUGCUUGCUAAUACUGAACUUGAUUAUCAAAU